Messenger RNA from Musa acuminata AAA Group (dessert banana), 1983 nucleotides. Its product is annotated as indole-3-pyruvate monooxygenase YUCCA2-like. The transcript is spliced from 4 exons. Bases 543 to 1841 code for a protein of 432 amino acids. The record is from RefSeq and is a predicted model, not a curated record. Lineage: Eukaryota; Viridiplantae; Streptophyta; Magnoliopsida; Zingiberales; Musaceae. Gene Ontology annotation, biological process: auxin biosynthetic process. Gene Ontology annotation, molecular function: N,N-dimethylaniline monooxygenase activity; NADP binding; flavin adenine dinucleotide binding.
UCCACUGCAUCCCCCCAAAAGCAAUAGUUCGCUCAUAUGCACUGCAUCUAUUAUUAUGCCCCAGUAAUAAUGGUUAUGCCAUGUUACCGAUGUGUCACGUCUACAUGUCCAAGUUUCCCCCAUGGCAAGCAUAAAUAGCCCGACUGCAACACUUACCGCACCACUACUCUCUCUCUCUCUCCUCCCCCUCCUCCCUUUUGCUUCGCUUGGGCUCGGCUCGCACCCUUCCGCUUCCUCCGCCGGAGCUCCACGAACGGAUAAGGCUGGAUACGAAGUCCCCCAUUUUUCUCUCACUCUAAUCUGUGUUUGGAUAAGAGCGAUAGAAUCCCUCUGAUCCAUUAACUACCAACAGCUCAGGAAGAAUAUCCCAUGCUCGCCAAAUCUCGUCUCUCUCCUCCUUCUUCAUUUACCUUCCCUUGCCUUCCCUUCUCCUCCUGGAGUCCGAAGCCAAGGUGCUCGCGGUAACCUCCAGGACUGCUAGAGACUGGUUAGUCCUCGUGCCGAAAGCUGAUCGGGAGUGGGCCUCUGUGGAUGACUGUCGGAUGGAGGCUGAAUGCAAGAGUGUCCACGAUCCGUUCUACUGUCAUCACCAACGAGGCAACUUCAGCCGCCAUUUCAUGUCGAUGAAGCCUGCGAUGAUCGGCGCCAAGGCGGAGCGGCGCGUGCUUUUCCCGGGGCCUAUCGUCGUCGGGGCUGGGCCGUCGGGGUUGGCUGUCGCCGCCUGCCUGAAGGACAAAGGCAUUCCCAGCUUGAUCUUCGAACGAUCCAACUGCAUCGCAUCGCUGUGGCAACUCCGGACGUACGACCGCCUCCGCCUCCACCUCCCGAAGCGGUUCUGCGAGCUCCCCCUGUUGCCGUUCCCCUCGUGGUUCCCGACGUACCCCACCAAGCAGCAGUUCGUCGCCUACCUCGAGGCCUACGUCCGGCAAUUCGACAUCCAGCCCGUGUUCAACGCCUCGGUGGUGGCCGCCGAGUACGACGCCGCCGCCGGCUUCUGGAGGGUGAGGACGGUGUCGUCGGGAGGAGGAAGCGAGAAGGAGAGGACCGAGUACGUGUGCCGGUGGGUGGUGGUGGCUACUGGCGAGAACGCCGAGGCCGUCGUGCCGGAGAUCGCCGGGUUGGAAGAAUUCAAGGGGCCCGUCGUGCACACAAGCUUGUACAGGAGGGGCGACGUGUACCGCAACAAGAGAGUGCUCGUCGUCGGCUGCGGCAACUCGGGGAUGGAGGUCUCCUUGGAUCUCUGCAACCACAAUGCGCACCCUUCCAUGGUCGUAAGAGACUCGGUGCACAUCCUGCCCCGGGAGAUGCUCGGCCGCUCCACGUUCGGGCUGUCCAUGUGGCUCCUCAAGUGGCUCUCCGUGAAGACGGUGGAUCGAUUCCUGCUGCUCGUCGCACGCCUCGUGCUCGGUGACACAUCAAAAUUUGGCCUCCGCCGGCCCCAGCUAGGCCCCCUCGAGUUGAAAUCCCACUCCGGCAAGACCCCGGUCCUCGACGUCGGCACCCUAGCAAAGAUCAAGUCUGGGGACAUUAAGGUGCGCCCUGCCGUAAGGCGGAUCAUGGAACAUGGAGCAGAAUUCGCCGAUGGCACGGUGGAAGAAUUCGACGUGGUAAUCUUGGCAACCGGCUACCAGAGCAACGUACCUCGUUGGCUACAAGAGAGGGAGUUCUUCUCGGAGAAGGAUGGGUUGCCGAGGAGGCCAUUCCCAAACGGAUGGAAAGGGCGGAACGGACUCUACGCGGUCGGCUUCACCAAACGAGGCUUGCUUGGAGCAUCACUGGAUGCAUUGAGGAUUGCUCAAGAUAUCGAGCUAUGCUGCAAGACCGACGAGAACUGUCGCUAAUGGCCUCCUCUCGCCUACCAACAUGAUACAGUGGUGUUUGGAUCGGUGAACAAGAAGGUAAGAGAUCGAAAAGGAAGGGGUUUUCAUGGUUUCACCGGCAAUAUGUUUAUAUGUAUAUGCUUUUCUUUUUCUUUUCCUUGCU